AUGUCUCUCCUUCUUUCAGGCAUCUUCUACCUGGCGUCUUUCGUGCCACGGAUAUUGGAUCCAUCCGCUCCAGUUAGUAACAGUGGCGAGCCAGAUGUUGGAGGACAGUCUUUCGACUACAUUGUCGUUGGUGGCGGUUUGACUGGCCUAACAGUUGCUAACCGCCUGAGUGAAGACUCAAGCCGCACCGUGCUUGUAAUCGAGAAUGGGUUCAUGGUCGACGAUGUAACCACACAAGUACCUAGCUUUGCAAACAGCAUCAACUCAGCUCUAAUGUACGACAUCACGUCGGCAUAUGAUACUAAUACAGGCGGCACACACCCUGUCUGGGUAGGCAAUGUCGUUGGUGGUGGGUCUGUGGUCAACGGCAUGGCCUUUGACCGAGCAUCCGCCGCCGACUAUAAUGCCUGGGAGCAACUUGGUAACAGCGGCUGGAACUUCAACAAUUUGUUAUAUUACUUCAAGAAGUCGACUACCUUUACACCACCCACGGCAUCUAACGUCAAAGAAUUUGGGACUACCUAUGACGCCUCCUACUAUGGUACAAACGGUCCGAUCCAAGCAUCCUUCCCCAACUUUGAGUACCAAGAUACGAAGACCAUUUGGGCAGCAUACAAGCGUGAAGGUGUACCCUUGCCAAAGGAACAUGCUUCUGGAAAUGCAGUAGGCGCUUUCUGGAUACCCACUGCCCUGCGGCCCAAGACGCAAACCCGAUCUCACGCAAAGAACGAAUACUACGAUCCCGUCAAGACCCGCAGGAACCUCGUUCUCAUCACCGGACAGACGGUCAACGAGAUCUUGUUUAACAAAGGCCUGCUUACAGGAUACACGGCAAACGGCGUGCAGUACAAAUCUCGUUCAGAUGGCUCAGUCAAGCGAGUCUACGCAAAACGCGAAGUCAUCAUGGCUGCCGGCUCAAUCUUCACACCACAACUACUCCAACUCAGCGGCCUUGGUCCCAGAAACGUGCUCCAAGCUGCCGGCAUCACCGUCAAGAAAGACAUGCCCGCCGUCGGCGCCAACAUGCAAGACCACCCAAACGCCAACAUGGUCUUUGACCUCCAGAAUCUUUCCUUCCCAAGCAUCUACAGCGGAGCAGACCCCACAUACAACGCCACGGUAUGGUCAGAGUACGACACGAGCCGGAACGGCCCUCUCACACAAGCGCACGGCAGCAGCUUAGCGUUCCUCAGCCUACAGACCGUCUCCGACAAGUGGUCUUCCAUUGUUGCAAGCGUAAAGUCGCAAAAUGCGCGCAGCUACCUCCCCUCCGUCUACGACGACGCUUCUCUGCUCCGCGGCUUCACCAAGCAACGCGACCUCAUCGCCAGUCUCCACGGCAGCCCCGAUGCCGCCGUCGGCGAGUUCCCCAUGGUCCCCUUUGGUCUCGCCAUCAGCGCGCUGCAACGCCCCCUGUCCCGCGGCACCGUCACACUCAAUCCCAGCAACAAAUACGGCAACCCCGUCGUCCAAUUCAACUCGCUGCAGAACCCCGUCGACCGCCAGAUCAUUGUGGAAAUGGUUCGCUGGACGCGUAAGCACUGGGCAAAUCCGGAGCUGAAGAAGUUUUCCCCCGUUGAACUUACACCCGGAUCACAGGCACAGACUGACGACGAGAUUAUCAAUGAUCUUGUCAGUCAGAAGGCGCUGCAGGCGUCUUUUGCACACAUGUCGGGUAGCUGUGCGAUGAUGCCCGAGGCUUAUGGGGGUUGUGUUGGUAGUGAUCUCGCCGUGUAUGGGGUCAAGGGCCUUAGUAUCGUGGACGCUAGUAUCAUUCCUUUGAUUCCGGCUACCCACUUGCAAGCCACCAUGUACGCGGUUGCGGAAAAGGCGGCCGAUUUGAUCAAAGCCAGAAACACUUUCAACAUUCUCAACCCGUUUAGUCUCCCGACUGUCAGUACGCCUUCCAUCUUUGGGGGGCUUGGAAAUCUCUUUCGGUCUGGAAGGAAUAGGAGAUUUUGA
Messenger RNA from Alternaria burnsii, 1962 nucleotides. RefSeq names its product cellobiose dehydrogenase. Lineage: Eukaryota; Fungi; Ascomycota; Dothideomycetes; Pleosporales; Pleosporaceae. The transcript is spliced from 2 exons. Bases 1 to 1962 code for a protein of 653 amino acids. Gene Ontology annotation, biological process: secondary metabolite biosynthetic process. Gene Ontology annotation, molecular function: flavin adenine dinucleotide binding; oxidoreductase activity, acting on CH-OH group of donors. The record is from RefSeq and is a predicted model, not a curated record.